AUGGCAUCUAAAUCCAAAUCUAAAUCUGAAGUAGGGCGUCACCCAGACACGCACCGUGCUACGAUUAGUCGCUCCAGCUCCGAAUACAUCCGGAAACGCGCCACCAAAGCAUGUCAGGUCUGUCGGGCGCGGAGAACGAAAUGUGACCAGCAACGGCCGGCUUGUUCAUUUUGCCUAAAGGUUGGGGUGGAGUGUGUCUUUGAGCCAGAUGACAAGGCAACAUUUGAUCAAGCGAGCCUUGCCAUUAUAGACCGACUCGACCGACUGGAGCGAAAGAUAGAUGCACAGGCACAGGCACAGACACAGUCAAGUCCAAGAACCGCACAUGCUGAUUCUCAUGAAAUCUACCUUCAUCACCACCUUUUUCCUCUCACAAUCGACAAAAUCUUACAGUGGAAUGUCUUUGGCGACGCCCAUUCACCAACCCUAACAGCCUUGACACAACAAACCCUUGCAUCGCAAUCUCAAUGCGACAAUAUCAGCACCAAUACCCCCUGGGUAGGCGACAUGCUCAACCGGACAUCUUGCGAUCGAUGGCUCGAUAAUUUCUUCGCCCAUAUCCACGUCAAGAACCCAAUCUUGGACGAGGCCGAAACGCGAAGGUUGGUCUCGAGGUUGUGUGCACAGGGACUCGAUUGGAACGUCGAGUCGGGUCUCGCUCUUCUGGUCUGUGCCAACGGAGCCCUUGCUCGUCCUCUGGAAGAACCUCUUCCUCUAUCGCACCCAGAUAGACAAAUGGCAAUCAUUCUACUCGAUGCAGCGCAGAGAAGACUCGGUGGCGGCUUAGGCCCCAAGGGUCUGAUACAUGCUCAGUGCGCCUUUCUGUCAGGUGUUCUCCUCAUGUCGCUGAUACAUCCGGUCGAGGCUUGGACGACCUUUGUGCAUGGCUUAGCCAUUUGCCAGACAUUUCCUUAUACCCAACAGAUCGAUCACAAUAUGGGGCGAAAGACCGCACAAGAUAUCGCGGAACAGAGUGUCUUGUGGUCAUGCUGGAAGUCUGAGCAGGAGCUUAGGUUUGAAGUGGGAUUGUCCAGCUGUACCGGUCCAGCUGAUGACCCCCCUGAACUAUUUCCCUGCCCUCCGCAAGGAUGCCAAGGCCACGUUGAACGAGCAUGGUACUUUUAUCUGUCCGAGAUAGCUCUCUGGAGACUCGAGGUGAAUGCUCGUCGCUUGAUGAGUCAAAUCCAGCAUCAAGACUGGGGGUCGGUCUCGCAAGCGUUGAGCGAGAUUGGUCGAGACGUAUCGAAUCAACUCGAGGCAUGGCAAACCUCCCUCCCACCGCCCGUCAGCAUGGACCAAGACAUCGAGGACGAUGUUAUCCGGUUCGUACUUCGUGGACGUAUCACGUAUGUCCGCGAGCUUGUUUCCUGGCCCUUUGUGCAUGCGGCUCUUAACCAAAUGGGUGACCAUGGGGUGUCUGAGCACGACACAGCGACUGCUCUUGGUUUUCACUACAAUAGGCUACUGGUAAAUGCUCCAGGUUACUACCAUCGUCACCACGGGACUUGGCUCAUGUUACGAAGCUCGGCAAGAAGUGCGUGCAUCUUGCUUGGGUUUGCACGCUUGUACCCUGGAUCUAGUCUCUUGCCUGUAGGCUGGAAAGAUGCAGUCCUGGGCACCGUCAAGAUGGUCGAGUACUGGAGUGUUGAGGCUGAGGGGAUGCGUUCGGUGUUGGAAAUCAUGACAUGGCUAUUGGAAGUUGUACAAUAA
Messenger RNA from Fusarium sp. VM40, 1710 nucleotides. Lineage: Eukaryota; Fungi; Ascomycota; Sordariomycetes; Hypocreales; Nectriaceae. The record is from the annotation of a GenBank genome assembly.